Messenger RNA from Spea bombifrons (plains spadefoot toad), 2786 nucleotides. It is a transcript of the gene CAPN7, whose product is annotated as calpain 7. Gene Ontology annotation, biological process: proteolysis. Bases 38 to 2482 code for a protein of 814 amino acids. Gene Ontology annotation, molecular function: calcium-dependent cysteine-type endopeptidase activity. Lineage: Eukaryota; Metazoa; Chordata; Amphibia; Anura; Pelobatidae. The record is from RefSeq and is a predicted model, not a curated record. The transcript has 21 exons.
UGUUCCCGGUGUAAUUUAAAUACUUCCUGUUAUCACUAUGGAUGCCUCUACUCUGGAACUGGAUGCGGUGAAGUUUGCCAAACUGGCGGUAGUGUAUGACCAAGCUGGAAAAUAUAAGGAAGCUGUUUUUUAUUAUAAGGAAGCUGCUCAAGCCCUGAUUUAUGCUGGCAUGGCUGGUUCAACUCUGGAAAAUAUCCAGGACAAAAUAAGGGAGUAUCUGGAAAGAGUAGAAGCUCUUUACAAUGCAGUUCAGGCACAGAAUUCUGACCCAUUAAAAACCAAGCAUCACCUUGACCUUGAGCGGGCCCGUUUCCUCGUUACGCAGGCGUUCGAGGAAGAUGACAAAGGAAACGCAGAAGAGGCCAUUGAGCUGUACUCGGAAGCUGUCGAACUGUGUUUGACAACGUCUAAUGAUACUACAGAUCAGAACCUGCAAGCAAAACUCAAGCAGCUGGCUCGACAAGCUUUGGAUAGAGCUGAAUCCCUAAAAGACUCAAUGACAAAAACCGCUGCUAAAGACAAAACAGUUGCCUCCAAACCAAACCAGCCAACAAGGAUGUUCUUCCCGUUGGGUCAAGACUUUAGCUUAAACGAUAAACCACAGUCUCUACGACCGGCACUAAGCAGCGAUUCCCCUCGACAAAAGUAUACAGCAGAGGAAAUAGAAGUGCUCAGGAAAACGUCCAAGAUAAAUGGCAUUGAAUACGUGCCUUUUAUGAGUGUUGAUCUGCGGGAGCGGUUUGCCUUUCCGAUGCCAUUCUCGGACAAAUUUGGUAAAUUGGCACUAUCCCCCAAACAGAAAGCCAUAUUCUCCAGGUGGGUGAGGCCUGAUGACAUCACAAACAACCCUACAAUGAUCUACACUGUGUCGAGUUUCAGUAUCAAGCAGACAAUCGUGUCCGACUGCUCCUUCGUGGCUUCCUUAGCCAUCAGUGCAGCUUAUGAGAGGCGUUACAACAAAAAGCUCAUCACGAGCAUAAUCUUCCCACAGAAUAAAAAAGGAGAACCAGAAUAUAAUCCGUGCGGAAAAUAUAUGGUGAAACUGCACAUCAAUGGAGUCCCUAGAAAGGUUAUUAUAGAUGACUAUCUGCCUGUGGAUCACAACGGAGAACUUCUAUGUUCGUACUCAAACAACAAGAAUGAGUUAUGGGUGUCGCUGAUAGAAAAGGCGUACAUGAAAGUAAUGGGAGGAUAUGAUUUCCCAGGGUCAAAUUCGAACAUUGACCUGCAUGCACUCACGGGAUGGAUUCCAGAGAGAAUUGCAAUGCACUCUGACAAUCAAGCCUUCGACAAGGAAAGUACUUUCAGAAUGCUCUACCAAAGAUUUCACAAAGGUGAUGUCCUAAUUACUACAGCCACAGGGAUGAUGUCCGAAGAGGAAGGAGAAAAAUGGGGUUUAGUUCCCACACACGCCUACGCUGUCUUAGACAUAAGGGAAUACAAGACACACCGGUUCCUUCAGCUGAAGAAUCCUUGGAGUCAUUUACGUUGGAAGGGACGUUUCUGUGAGAAAGAUGAAAGAAGCUGGACUCCGGAAUUGCAGAAAUAUCUAAACUUUGACCCGAGAACCGCACAGAAAAUUGAUAAUGGUAUCUUCUGGAUCACAUGGGAUGACCUGUGUCAGUACUACGAUGUGAUCUACUUGAGCUGGAAUCCAAGCCUCUUUAAAGAAUCAACAUGCAUUCACAGUACGUGGGAUGCUAAGCAGGGUCCUGUGAAAGAUGCGUACAGUCUAGCUAACAAUCCUCAAUAUAAGCUGGAGGUUCAGUGUCCUAAAGGGGGCGCUGCGGUGUGGAUUCUGCUGAGUAGACACAUCACUGACAAGGAUGACUUUGCACACAAUCGAGAAUUCAUUACUUUGAUUGUUUACAACAAGACGGAUGGUAAAAAGAUUUACUACCCAGCUGACCCUGUCCCAUACAUUGAUGGAAUCCGAAUCAACAGCCCUCACUAUCUGACCAAGAUGACAUUGACGUCACCUGGCACCCACACAUUCACAUUAGUAGUAUCACAGUAUGAGAAGCAGAACACUAUCCACUAUACUCUCAGGGUUUAUGCAGGUUGCAAGUUUACAUUUUCCAAGAUUCCAACUCCAUACACAAUAAACAAACGGAUUAAUGGACAAUGGAAAGGUCAAAGUGCUGGAGGCUGUGGCAAUUUCAGAGACACUCACAAGAAUAACCCUGUUUACCAGUUUCAUUUGGAGAAAUCUGGACCGCUGUUGCUCGAACUACGAGGACCAAGACAGUACAGCGUUGGCUUUGAAGUUAUUACGGUGACUACAACAGGCGAUCCAGGGGCAUCGGGUUUCCAGAAGAAAAGCAGCGGUGAUUACAGGUGUGGAUUUUGCCAUUUGGAACUAGAGAACGUACCUGCCGGCACUUACAACAUUAUCCCUACCACAUUUUUGCCUGCUCAGGAAGGCCCUUUUUUCUUAGAUUUCAACAGUGUAAUACCCAUCAAAGUGUCACAGCUACAGUGAGAAGAAGAAUAAAAUCCAGAGCUGCUCAGGGUGGGCUUCCCUCAAUAAUCACUUUCCCAAGGAAUAAAGAUUGACCUGACUGCUACAACGUUUACAUGGCAUAAUGUUCAGGCUGGGGUAAUUUAAGUCCAGUAAAACCCAAAAUACACAAACAUGUACAAACUAUAUGUCCAAGUCCUUGAGUAGUUGCUAUUUUAUGAAAGGAUGUAAAAAAAAAUGGGUACAGCUGAUCAAAUCUGUACUUGAAUAUUUUACUGCAUAAUUUCAAAGAAUAGUGCUAUAAAAAUAUUUUUUCACCACUGUG